Penicillium oxalicum is the source of this 210-nucleotide messenger RNA. RefSeq lists its product as uncharacterized. Lineage: Eukaryota; Fungi; Ascomycota; Eurotiomycetes; Eurotiales; Aspergillaceae. The transcript is spliced from 2 exons. The record is from RefSeq and is a predicted model, not a curated record. Bases 1 to 210 code for a protein of 69 amino acids.
AUGCAUAUAUUUCUGGGAUGUGCGGACUAUGAUGUGCCUCUGGAGAAGGAGAAGAAGAAGAAGAAGGAGAAGAAGGAGAAGAAGAAGAAGAAGAAGAAGAAGAAGAAGAAGAAGAAGAAGAAGAAGAAGAAGAAGCUAUCGAUUCCGCGCUUGCUGUUGAAAACCCCUUUAGUUGAGACAACGGUCAAGGAAAAUUUGGCUUUCGUUUGA